This is a messenger RNA of Falco peregrinus (peregrine falcon), 836 nucleotides long. RefSeq names its product peptidyl-tRNA hydrolase 2 (gene PTRH2). Lineage: Eukaryota; Metazoa; Chordata; Aves; Falconiformes; Falconidae. The record is from RefSeq and is a predicted model, not a curated record. Gene Ontology annotation, molecular function: peptidyl-tRNA hydrolase activity. Gene Ontology annotation, cellular component: cytosol; mitochondrion. The transcript has 2 exons. The coding region runs from base 196 to 714 and encodes 172 amino acids. Gene Ontology annotation, biological process: positive regulation of anoikis; negative regulation of anoikis.
GUCACCGGUUUUAGUGUAACUGCCCCAUAAUUGGCGAUUUUUAUCUUGGUUCGGCUUCCUGAGCUGAAGCCCGUCAGCGGUGGGUUGUGCAUCGUCACCGGUGACUUUGUGGUGCGGAAGGAGAGGAUCAUGCACCCAGAAAUUUGUCUCUGAACGUCCUUUCCCAGCGCGUGAAGCCAGUCUCCAAAAUCCAUCAUGGAUUAUCUCUCCAAACCCGGGUUGCUCAGUGUCAUUGCCGGAGUCGCGUGUGGCAUGUGCCUGGGAUGGGGCAUCCGUGGGAGACUUUUAAGGCAGACCAAAGCUGGAAUGACUGCUCCUGUCAAUAGCCUGGGGAGCGAAGCCAGCAUCAUGGGAGAGUCUGGGGAGUUCAAGAUGGUGCUAAUUGUCCGCAACGAUUUGAAGAUGGGAAAGGGUAAAGUAGCAGCACAGUGUUCCCAUGCUGCUGUUUCUGCCUACAAGCAAGUUCAAAGAAGAAAUCCUGAACUCCUGAAGCAGUGGGAAUACUGCGGACAGCCUAAGGUGGUCCUUAAAGCUCCUGAUGAAGAGACUCUGAUCCAACUCCUGUCUGAAGCAAAGCACCUCGGACUGACCGUGAGCUUAAUACAAGAUGCAGGUCGUACUCAGAUCGCUCCGGGCUCCCAGACAGUCCUUGGUAUUGGACCGGGACCAGCUGAUGUAGUAGAUAAAGUUUCUGGUCACCUGAAACUCUUUUGAACAGGGACCAAAGAAAUCUGAAUGCAUUGGGGUGUAUUGGUACCAAAGGGAUAAAAUCCAGGUUUGGGGAUUUUUGCAUAUAUUCUCUCAGUAUAAAUAAAACAACCAGGCUUUGUAAGAGA